Messenger RNA from Elephantulus edwardii (Cape elephant shrew), 1521 nucleotides. RefSeq names its product cytochrome P450 3A9-like. NCBI's taxonomy places the organism in Eukaryota, Metazoa, Chordata, Mammalia, Macroscelidea, Macroscelididae. The coding region runs from base 1 to 1521 and encodes 506 amino acids. The transcript is spliced from 13 exons. Gene Ontology annotation, biological process: oxidative demethylation; steroid metabolic process. The record is from RefSeq and is a predicted model, not a curated record. Gene Ontology annotation, molecular function: heme binding; testosterone 6-beta-hydroxylase activity; oxidoreductase activity, acting on paired donors, with incorporation or reduction of molecular oxygen.
AUGGAGCUCUUGCCCAGCCUGGGGCCGGAGACUUGGACCCUCCUAGUGGCCUGCAGCGUCCUGCUAUUGCUGUAUGGGAUAUGGCCCUAUACUGUUUUUAAGAAGCUGGGCAUUCCUGGACCCAGGCCCCUGCCAUUCCUUGGGACAUAUCUGGGAUGUCGAAAGGGAAUUUUUCAAUUUGAACUUGAAUGUUUUAACAAGUAUGGCAAAAUAUGGGGCAUCUAUGAAGGCAGACAGCCCGUCUUGGCCAUCUUGGACGCUGCCAUCAUCAAGACCAUUCUGGUGAAGGAGUUCUACACCCUCUUCACCAACCGCCAAAACUUCGGCUUAAAUGGAGACUUGGAAUCUGCUAUCAUCUUUGCAGAGGAUGAAAGGUGGAAGUGGAUCAGAGCCACGAUCUCCCCGACCUUCACCAGUGGGAAGCUCAAGGAAAUGUUUUCCCUCAUUAACCAUCAUGGAGAUAUUUUGGUGAAAAAUCUUGAGAAGAAAGUGGCUCGGGACGAGUUGGUGGACGUGAAGGAGAUUUUUGGGGCCUACAGUCUGGAUGUCAUCACCAGCACUUCCUUUGGUGUGGACACUGACUCCAUCAACAACCCUGAGGACGUUCUUCUCCAACGAAUUAAGAAGCUGCUCUCCAUCAAUGUCUUCACCCCUAUGAUCUUCUUUGCAGCAAUAUUCCCUUUUCUGAAGCCACUGAUGGAAAGGAUGAAUGUGACCAUAUUUCCACGGAAGGAGUUGAAUUUUUUUGCAAGUGUAACCAAGCGUCUUAAGGAACAAAGGCAAGAAAGUGGAUGCAGGGACCGUGUGGAUUUUCUACAGCUGAUGAUUGAUUCCCAGGCUGAGGUCGGCUCAGAACACAGUGAGGCAAGCCAGUCGCUGAGAGCUUUGACUGACGAGGAGAUUUCUGCUCAAGCCAUCACCUUCAUUUUUGCUGGAUAUGAGACCUCGAGCUUAGCCCUGAGCUAUGUGGCUUACAACCUGGCUACUCACCCUGAGACACAAGCGAGGCUUCAGGAGGAGAUAGACCGUGCCUGCCCCAGCAAGGCAAACCCCACCUAUGAGGUUCUCCUCAAGAUGGAGUAUCUGGACAUGGUGAUAAACGAGACCCUCCGGCUCUUCCCUGUGGGAGGGCGUCUGGAGAGAAUGUGCAAGAAGACCAUUGAGAUCCACGGAGUGACCAUCCCCAAGGGAACAGUGGUGAUAGUCCCCACCUACGUGCUGCACCGAGACCCUGAGUACUGGCCCGAGCCGGAGGAGUUCCGGCCCGAGAGGUUCAGCAAGGAGAACGAGCGGGCGAGGGACCCCUACGUGUUCCUCCCCUUCGGGGCCGGGCCCCGGAACUGCGUGGGCAUGAGGUUUGUUGUCCUCUCCAUGAAGGCCGCCCUCGUCUCGCUCCUGCAGAACUUCUCCUUGGAGACCUGCACGGAGACUACAAUCCCCCUGGAACUGAGCACCAACCUCCUGAUGCAGCCCAAAAAACGCAUCCUGCUGAAGCUGACCCCCAGGAGACGCUGCGCCUGA